AUGGCAUCCUCCAUCAUCACCGGCGCCUCCAGCUCCCUCGAGCAAUUUACCUCGCGCGCACGUCCCAAAAUCUCCAUCGAUCUGGAUGGCCAGCAAACCGGUCUGGUCAAUUCCUACACCACCGGCGACUGCAUCCAGGGCACCGUCACCAUCACCGCCGACCACGAUAUCCGAUUCGAUGAUGUCGACAUCACCUUUGAAGGCACCUCGCGCACCUCCGUAGAAAGGGUCACCAUGCCCGGCCGCACUGGCGCCGCGCAAACAUUCCUGCGCCUGCGCCAGCCCAUCGAGCCCACGGCCUACCCAACGCCGCGCGUAUUCGAGCCCGGCCGCACCUAUCAAUUCCCCUUUACUUUCGUCGUGCCAGAUCGUCUUCUCCCGCACGCCUGCAGCCACAAGAAGACCAACCUGCACGUCGAGCGCUCGCACACGCUGCUCCCGCCGUCGCUGGGCGACCCCAUGCUCGCCAGCAACGGCAAAACACUGCUCGACGACCUCGCGCCCACCAUGUGCUGCAUCGCCUACCUCGUGCGCGCCUCCGUCACCCACCGCCCAUCCGCCGACGCAGACCGCAAGACCCUCGCCUCCACCGGCAAGAAAGUCCGCAUCCUCCCCGCCGUCGACGAGGAGCCGCCGCUCAACAUCGCCGACAACGAGGACGUCUACACCCUGCGCAAGGAGAAGAGCGUCAAGCGCGGCCUCAUGCGCGGCAAGAUGGGCCGUCUGGUUGUCGCCGCCGCGCAGCCCAAGCCCGUCCAGCUGAGCGCCCCCGGCGAGGCCUCCGACUCCGACUCGGUUAGCUCCGCCGCCACCGUGCAUCUGCGCUUCGACCCCGUCGCCGGCGAGGCGCCCCCGCGCCUCGGCUCCAUCUGGACCAAGCUGCGCGUGUCGACCUUCUACUCCGCCGAGCCCUGGGGCGACUACCCCUCGCACAUCUGCCCCAUGGUCUGGGGGCAUAUGGGCCGCGGCUGCUACACCGAGACCGUGCCGCUGUCGACGAUGUGCGUGGCGUCGGCGCAGUGGAAGAAGCACUGCGCGGGGGGUGCGAACUUGGGGCGCUGCGAUUCGCGCCAGUCGAGCUCGUCCGAGGAGUCGCUGGCGGGGCCGUCCGCCUGCUUCGCAGGGAGGACCUACUACACCGCGUCGGUGGUGGUGCCCAUCACGCUGCCGAAGAAUAAGGCGUUCGUGCCGACCUUUCACUCGUGUCUGACGUCGCGCGUGUACGCGCUCGACCUGAGUGUCUCCUACCACACGCCCAACGCCAGCAUUUUGACCCCGACGGCGUCGCUGCGCGUGCCCAUCCAGUUGACGUGCCGCCCGCGCGCGGUCGAGCGCGUCAAGGCGCAGGUCGAGAUCUCCCCGGAGGAAGUCGACGCGGAGUUCUUCACCCCGCGCAGCGUGUCGACCCCUGCCCCGGAAACGGUUGUCGUGGCAGAGCAGGAGCAGGCACAUGCGCCACCGGAGUACUCGGCCAUUCGGGCGCCGGAUCGGCCUGGGGUGAGAGCUUGCUAG
Messenger RNA from Aspergillus terreus NIH2624, 1512 nucleotides. Its product is annotated as arrestin (or S-antigen), N-terminal domain protein. The transcript is spliced from 2 exons. NCBI's taxonomy places the organism in Eukaryota, Fungi, Ascomycota, Eurotiomycetes, Eurotiales, Aspergillaceae. The coding region runs from base 1 to 1512 and encodes 503 amino acids. The record is from RefSeq and is a predicted model, not a curated record.